AUGUAUCUCACCCUUGCACCAUCCACCUUAGCCACUAUGUAUCUCACCCUUGCACCAUCCACCUUAGCCACUAUGUAUCUCACCCUUGCACUAUCCACCUUAGCCACUAUGUAUCUCACCCUUGCACUAUCCACCUUAGCCACUAUGUAUUUCACCCUUGCACUAUCCACCUUAGCCACUAUGUAUUUCACCCUUGCACUAUCCACCUUAGCCACUAUGUAUCUCACCCUUGCACUAUCCACCUUAGCCACUAUGUAUCUCACCCUUGCACUAUCCACCUUAGCCACUAUGUAUCUCACCCUUGCACCAUCCACCUUAGCCACUAUGUAUCUCACCCUUGCACUAUCCACCUUAGCCACUAUGUAUCUCACCCUUGCACUAUCCACCUUAGCCACUAUGUAUCUCACCCUUGCACCAUCCACCUUAGCCACUAUGUAUCUCACCCUUGCACUAUCCACCUUAGCCACUAUGUAUUUCACCCUUGCACUAUCCACCUUAGCCACUAUGUAUCUCACCCUUGCACCAUCCACCUUAGCCACUAUGUAUUUCACCCUUGCACCAUCCACCUUAGCCACAAUGUAUCUCACCCUUGCACCAUCCACCUUAGCCACUAUGUAUCUCACCCUUGCACCAUCCACCUUAGCCACUAUGUAUCUCACCCUUGCACCAUCCACCUUAGCCACUAUGUCUCUCACCCUUGCACCAUCCACCUUAGCUACUAUGUAUCUCACCCUUGCACCAUCCACCUUAGCCACUAUGUCUCUCACCCUUGCACCAUCCACCUUAGCCACUAUGUCUCUCACCCUUGCACCAUCCACCUUAGCCACUAUGUAUCUCUUGCGCUACUACUUCUGCUCCUAA
Procambarus clarkii (red swamp crayfish) is the source of this 861-nucleotide messenger RNA. RefSeq lists its product as uncharacterized. The record is from RefSeq and is a predicted model, not a curated record. Lineage: Eukaryota; Metazoa; Arthropoda; Malacostraca; Decapoda; Cambaridae.